AUGAAUAUUUUAUCCUAUGGACCUUUUAAAUUGACAAAUUUUUGUUGCCUAAGAAUUCAUUUUCAAUUCAGAUUUAAUGAGUUAGAUCUUUUGAGUGUUUGUAGACCUUUCGUGUUGGAAAAAUAUAUUAAAUCUGAGAAGGGAAUUCAAAAAAUGCGUACUAGUUUGGGACCUAAUAAUUAA
Clunio marinus is the source of this 183-nucleotide messenger RNA. The record is from the annotation of a GenBank genome assembly. NCBI's taxonomy places the organism in Eukaryota, Metazoa, Arthropoda, Insecta, Diptera, Chironomidae.